Messenger RNA from Pimephales promelas (fathead minnow), 2180 nucleotides. It is a transcript of the gene arg2, whose product is annotated as arginase 2. Lineage: Eukaryota; Metazoa; Chordata; Actinopteri; Cypriniformes; Leuciscidae. Gene Ontology annotation, cellular component: cytoplasm; mitochondrion. Gene Ontology annotation, molecular function: manganese ion binding; arginase activity. The record is from RefSeq and is a predicted model, not a curated record.
GUGGUUCGCGCCGCAACGAGCGGAAUCAGCGGAUGUGUAGCGAAGCUGUAUUUUAAACGUUGGAUGCUGGACGACAGUUGGAUAUUUGGGGGUGAGAUUUCACUUUAAACUUUAGCUCCAACUUUCAUUAUUCAUUAACUCAUGAAUAUGAUUUAAGUGGAAGACUUAAAGAAAAACGUCGUGGCAGUUAUUAGAGACUCAACAGCCAAUUCCGAGAGAGAGGAUUAAAAAGCCACACUGGUCCAGAGACUAUUUUCUUGAGACAAACCUUCCGUUGCGGGUUUUUUGUUUCCCUUAAUUUAAUUUCAUAACUCUCCGGUUGAGUCAGUAUGGCAUCUAGAGGACCACUGACCAGAUUAUUGAGAUCCACGUUGAGUUCCUGCCAGCAGAACCGAUCGCAUUCUGUUGCCAUUUUAGGAGCUCCGUUUUCCAAAGGACAGAAAAGGAGAGGGGUGGAACAUGGGCCCAAAGCCAUCCGGGAUGCGGGUUUGUUGGAGAGACUUUCAAAUCUUGACUACCCUGUGCAUGAUUUUGGAGACCUGACCUUCAAGCAUCUGGAAAAAGAUGAACACUUUAUGCGCGUGCCAUUCCCACGCACAGUUGGCCGUGCCAAUCAGCUGCUAUCGGGAGCUGUAAGCGGUGCAGUUGGGGCGGGACAUACCUGCAUCAUGCUGGGGGGAGACCACAGCCUAGCGAUUGGUUCAGUGGAAGGCCAUGCCCAGCAGUGCCCUGACCUGUGUCUGAUUUGGGUGGAUGCUCAUGCGGAUAUCAACACUCCUCUGACUUCACCUUCUGGAAACAUCCACGGCCAGUCUGUAGCAUUCUUACUUAAGGACCUGCAGAACAAGAUGCCAGAGGUUCCUGGAUUUUCCUGGGUAAAACCCUUCCUGUCUGCCAGAGAUCUGGUCUACAUCGGCCUCAGAGAUGUGGAUCCAGGCGAGCAUAUAAUCCUGAAGACCCUGGGAAUUCAGUACUUCUCUAUGCGGGACAUUGACAGAAUGGGCAUUCAGAGAGUAAUGGAGGUCACGCUGGAUCACCUCUUGGCAAGGAAACAAAGGCCGAUCCACCUGAGUUUUGACAUUGAUGCUUUUGACCCAUCCCUGGCUCCCGCCACUGGAACUCCUGUUAACGGAGGACUGACCUAUAGGGAGGGCAUCUAUGUAACAGAGGAAAUCCACAACACAGGUUUACUCUCUGUGAUGGACGUGGUUGAAGUGAACCCAACACUAGGAGCCACGCCUGAGGCUGUGGAGGCCACAUCCAGCCUAGCCGUUGACGUCAUUGCAUCUGCUCUCGGUCAGACGCGCGAAGGUGCACACGUCGCCUUCCCGAAGAUUCCAGAACCAAAAGAAGACACUGAAUUGCGGAUAUAAAGCACCAGCUAAUCAAGGACUUUGACAAACGAACCACUUCGCAUUCCAAAGUCUAAAAGAAAAACAUUGAAGUAUUUGCCAAGACUGAGCACCAGACUUAAGAUUUAGUUUGAAGCUUACUGUAGUCUCUUGGUCAGAAAAAAUGGUUCAGUCACUGGUAAAGUGCUGCUUUAAGCGCAUGGGUGAGAUUUAUUAUGUACCUGCCACUAAUUUCAGCUUGGCUAAAAAUGAAAACAAAAAAAGGCUGAGAUCUGGAUUCUCUAUAUUUUAGGACUAAAUUUUUUGUCUGAAAAUUAAAUGUUUUUAAUGUGUGUCAGCUGUCAUGGUAUUUGUAGGUAACCCCUUAUCACACUCUGGGAUUUACUGCAGGAAAAAGGGACAUUUUUUUUUUAAGGCUGAGUUGACUUUACUGUGGUGGACUGAUUGAAUUUACUUUUAAUUUGAAACCUGUUUGCACUUUUGGACCAGAACUGGUUUUGUUGUAUUUCUAUGUUUGUUUGUUUCUUUUGUAUAGUAGAGGAUUGGUUUUAUUGGCAAAUCUAACCCUACGGGUUUGGUUGGGUUGAGACUGAGUUGAUUUUUUUUUUUUUUUUUUUUAAAUAGUGGAUUUGAAAUAAGUUAUUUUAGUAAUUUUCAUACAUAUUUAAUUAAACCUUUGAAAAGUCAUUUAUGAAUGCAUUUCGUACAACUUUUCAGAUAUGUAUUUGCCACUAGUACCAGUAUCUUCAGGAGUGGAGGGUUAAUUUGUUGCAUUUCUCUGUUUCAUCAAAAAAAAAUGUUGCAAUAAACUUGUGUACUGGAGACAGA